Molecule: messenger RNA, 2193 nt
Organism: Phacochoerus africanus (Common warthog)
Lineage: Eukaryota; Metazoa; Chordata; Mammalia; Artiodactyla; Suidae
Gene: CIAO3
Product: cytosolic iron-sulfur assembly component 3
Exons: 11
Coding region: 36-1607 (523 amino acids)
Biological process (GO): iron-sulfur cluster assembly
Cellular component (GO): cytosolic [4Fe-4S] assembly targeting complex
Molecular function (GO): 4 iron, 4 sulfur cluster binding
Source: RefSeq, a predicted model, not a curated record
GCCUGCGCGCGGUGACCCGACGGCAGUGUGGCGCCAUGGCGUCGCCCUUCAGCGGGGCCGUGCAGCUGACGGACCUGGACGACUUCAUCGCGCCGUCUCAGGACUGCAUCAAGCCUGUGAAGGUGGAUAAGAAGCUGGGAAGCGGCGGGGCCAAGAUCUACAUCGAAGAUGAUGGGAAUUACUUCCAAGUCAAUGCGGACGGAGGGACGAGGAAGCUGGAGAAGGCCAAGAUCUCGCUGGAUGACUGCCUGGCGUGCAGCGGCUGUGUCACCUCGGCGGAGACCGUGCUCAUCACUCAGCAGAGCCACGAGGAGCUGCGGAAGGUUCUAGACGCCAAUAAGACGGCAGUGCCUGGUCAGCAGAGGCUGGUUGUCAUCUCGGUCUCACCCCAGUCCCGAGCGUCGCUGGCUGUGAGGUUUCAGCUGAACCCCACAGACACUGCCAGGCAGCUCACUGCGUUCUUUAAAAGCAUAGGGGCACACUACGUGUUUGACACCGCCUUCUCGAGGAACUUCAGCCUCCUUGAGAGCCAGCGAGAGUUCGUGCGGCGAUUCCGAGGACAGGCCGGCUCCCAGCAGGCCCUGCCCGUGCUCACGUCCGCCUGUCCAGGCUGGAUCUGCUACGCCGAGAAGACCCACGGGCACGCCCUCCUCCCGCACAUCAGCACCGCCCGGUCCCCGCAGCAGGUCAUGGGCGCCCUGGUCAAGGACUUCUUUGCGCAGCAGCAGCAUCUGACCCCCGACAAGAUCUACCACGUGGCAGUGAUGCCCUGUCACGACAAGAAGCUGGAAGCCUCCAGACCCGACUUCUUCAGCCAGGAGCACCAGACACGCGACGUGGAUUGUGUCAUCACAACAGGAGAGGUCCUCAAGCUGCUGGAAGAAGAAGGGGUCUCGCUGUCCGCGCUGGAGCCGGCUCCCCUGGACAGUCUGUGCAGCACUGUGUCCGACCAGGAGCCCACCAGCCAUCGGGGUGGAGGCUCAGGGGGCUACCUGGAGCACGUGUUCCGCUACGCGGCCCGGGAGCUCUUUGGAAUCCACGUCACCGAGGUCACCUACAGACCCCUGAGGCACCAUGCCCCACCUAGGAGGGAGCCUGGGCACGCCACAAGGACAGCCCGCUUUGCGUCCCCUCAGGAACAAGGACCUCCAGGAGGUGACUCUGGAGCGGGAGGGCCAGGUCCUGCUGCACUUUGCUGCAGCCUACGGCUUCCGCAACAUCCAAAACCUGGUGCAGAAGCUCAAGCGAGGGCGUUGCCCAUACCAUUAUGUGGAGGUCAUGGCCUGCCCUGCCGGCUGCCUGAAUGGCGGAGGCCAGCUCAAGGCCCCCGACACGCCUGGCAGGGAGCUGCUCCAGCAGGUGGAGAGGCUGUACACCAUGGUCAGGACACAGGCGCCGGAGGACACGCCCGGGGUCCAGGAGUUGUACAGGUGCUGGCUACAGGGCGAGGGCUCGGAGCGGGCCAGCCAGCUGCUGCACACAAGCUACCAUGCGGUGGAGAAGGCUGGCUCCAGCCUCAACAUCAAGUGGUGACGCCCAGGAAGGCGCGUGGGGUCCAGGGGAGCCACACCCGCGGCCCCAGGACACACCCGCAAGAUGCUGGCUGAGCUGCAGGAACACGGACCUGUGGAGAAAGGGGACUCCAGGCUCCCGGCCCGCAAAGACGACCAGCCUCCGCUCACCUGGUCUCCGCGCUAUAGGGCCCGGAGGUUCCACAGACUUCCAGAACCUCUCCUUGGGCCCAGAGCCAAGGCUGGUGCUCUGGCUCCUCCUGGUUGUGACAGCUAAGCUGUGAGGGCUUCCACUAGACCUGUGGGGAACUUAAGGCAGAGCAAAAGGGGGUUCCUCAUCCCCCCCUUCUAGAGUCUGAAGCUGCUAUGUGACGGCGGUGGCAGAAACAAGGUGCCAGCUGGCCAAGCUCACAGCAGAGCCGCAGAGGGCACUGGCCCAUGAGCCCACUGGGUGGCGGGGGGGAGCGUCCCCUCCACCCAGGCCAGGGGGUUGAUGUAGCUGCAUUUGUGGGGGGCUGAGUCCAGGUGGGAAGCAGGCUCUGAAGGGACCAGGCUUCAGGAGUCUGUCCACCAGGUCCUAUUCAUGGCUGGAGCCCCACUUAUAGGAGCAGGGGGAGGGCAGGCGGGUUCCAGGCCUGUCCUGGGGAAGCUCACCUCCAGUAAAAGGACCCCUCAAAUGGUC